Messenger RNA from Linderina pennispora, 1916 nucleotides. RefSeq lists its product as uncharacterized. The record is from RefSeq and is a predicted model, not a curated record. The transcript is spliced from 4 exons. Bases 1 to 1893 code for a protein of 630 amino acids. NCBI's taxonomy places the organism in Eukaryota, Fungi, Kickxellomycota, Kickxellomycetes, Kickxellales, Kickxellaceae.
AUGCGUCGUAGCACCAGAGUAGCGGCGGCAGCCAAGACGCCAGCGGAAGCAGAGACACCACAAAAAGCGACGCGUUCGAAGCGCACGGGGAGCAGCAAAGGGGCGAGCCAGCAGCAAAACGGCACAGCACCGGGCAUUGACUGCAUACAGCCACAGAGCCGCACACGUCGUCGACGCGUAGCGCAACGCGACGCCUCAUCGUCCCCACCCGAGCACAGCUCUGAGUCGGCAAACGAGGACGCGGUAUCCGAGCUAUUGUCGCGCGCCAGCGAGGCAAUCCAGGACGAGGUGGAGCGGCAAGAGCUGAGCGAGGAGGACAGAGAGCGAUCGGCAAAAAAGGAGAAGGCGGCGCCAGCAAAGCGGCGGAUAGCAGACGUCAAGACCGAGGUGUCCAGGAGUCCGGCCAAGGGUGAGUGGCGGCCGGGCAAGCGCGGGCGGCCGCCGAAGCAUAUCCUCGAGCAGCGGCGGCGGGCGGCGGCAGCGGCGCUGGAGAGCGGCGAGGGAUCGGCGACACCGGAUGCGACGGGGGAAGCGGGCGCGGAUGUCGGGGUCCCCGGCGCCAGAACUGGCGGGCGAAGCGAAGAUUGGCGAGGACGGGCAGCUGCUGGGUGGGCGCGAGUACAUCUGCCCAGUGUUCCAGUCGCCAUUCCGCGCGAACACGCAGAUGCGGGCGCGCGCGACUCGUACAUGCUGUUCAAGCAGCACCCGCGGCUGACACGCAUCGAGACGACGCAGGAGGAGCGCGAUCUGCUGGCUGAACGGCACAUGAUCCCGAAGGUUACGCGGUUCCGGCCCAUUGCCAUGAUCACCGCACGUGACGCAUUCCUUGAAUUUGGCGCCAAGAUGGUCAAGGACGGGCAGUACAUCAUCGACGACUACUGGGAGGCCCGCAGCCGCGAGGAAGCGCGGUUCCCUGAGGGCACGAUGGUAGCCAGUAUGGAUGUGUACCGCGACAUGAUGGCUGCCCACGCUGCGGGCAUGCUGCCGGGGCCGACCCGGAAGCCGCGGCGGGGCACACCGCUGCAGCACCGCGGCAGCACUGCUAUCACAUCGCUGGCUGACGGCUCCGGCAACGGGUCAGCCAGUCGAGCCGCCACGCCCACGCUAUUGGGGGGAUUCCGGGGACGCACUGGCCCGGGGAUGGUGCCUGGCGGGCUGACAAUUGCUAGUGCGCUGCAGCAGCCGGUGGAGGCCAUGCAGGGGACAGCGACGGGCGAGGGAUCGGCGGGCGAUCUAGCGCUGGCCAAGCCCGUGUUCCGGCGGACGCGCGGGGCGGAGACAGCCGAGGCAGCGUUUGAGGGCCCGAUAGCAGCGCACCGGGCGAUAUUCUCAGACGACGUGAGCUUUGUGGACGGGACGCCGCUGCUGCAGAGCUUGGCGCCGUCGUGGCCGCGGCUGGGUGGCAAGCGGCGGCGCGGGGUGGACGGGUCGGAGCAGGAGGAGUCGCUGGCGCUGGCGGGGGUGGCGCGCGAUUUCAACGCGUCGCUGCGCAUGUGGCGCGAAGACAACGGGUCGACGUGGAUAGACCCGCACACGGGCAUCCGCCAGAUCCCCGAGAGCCUGCAGCCGGCUGCGGCGUGGGCCGAGCGCGUGGACAAGACACAUGGCGGGGUGCGGACGACGGUGGUGGAGCCGCUGGUUGCGUUUGUCGAAGACGAGCCGCCCGAGGACGAGCCAGGCAGGAGCCGGCUGCCGGGCAACUACCCGCUGGCGCUGCUGCCAGGCCAGUACCAGCACGAGUUCCCGAUCCACCAGACGCGGUUCGGGCAGACGUACCAGCAGGCGGUCAGCUCGUACCACUACCACUGGGCCAGACAGCUGGCAGUGCAGCAGCAGAUUCAGAUGCAGCGCCAGAUGCAGCAGCAGCGCCAUACGCAGCAGCACCCCAAGUGAUGUCCAGUACCAUUCUUGUUGAC